AUUAAAGCCGGCUGAUUAAACAAAUGGUUUAAAGAAAUUUGAGCAGUAUGCAUGUAAAGAUGUUAUCUUUAAAUAGUAAAUAUGAAACCAUUUACUUCGUGCAUGUGCGCCAUGCAUUUGGUCGGUGGAAAUUCUUGUUUCAAAUAUGCGGAGUGACUUUAUUAUCGCAAUUAGAUAAAUCUUUUUGAAAGAUGUUUUCGAGAAAUGGGCUCGAAGAUAGAACCGUACUUCAUACUCACGGCAGAGAAAGUGACCGAUCCUAGAGAGUUACAAAAUAUCAGAAACGACGAAAAUGACACCCCAGAUAAACUACCGACCACUCCACCACCUUCCGGUGUAUCGGGACAGACUGGUACCGAUAUUAUUUUAAAGUUCGGACAAAAAUCUUCAAGGAAAAAGAAGGGAUUUGUAAAAUACAAGAUACCGAUAAAAGAACUCCGAAGAAAGGAUACUUUAAACAAAAAGAUGGAAAUUAUUAAAGAAAAGCUUGAAAAGUCAAGAGAACGAUUUAAAGGACAAACACGUAGCAAUGAAGAAAUAAAUCUUAUGUGCGGUCCAGCGCAUUUGAAUAAAGACCUCAGUUCAUCCGUUGAUACAUUUAAAUUAGACAGAUCUAAAUCAGAUAUGAGUCCCGUAAAACAAACUGAGGGAAGUUCGCCUUAUACGUAUUUUGUUGUGUCAGAUGAUAUUAAAGAAGAUGCUAUUGGAAAAAGUGUGAGUAAAAGUGCUGAUAAAAGGAGACGGGUGCGAAAUGCGGAAGAAAAUCGAUGGAAAAGGGAAAGGACGGAUGGACAGAAAUCUCCCGUCAAGAAAGUUGGUCUAGCCAGAGAAUUGGGAAUUAAGUCAAGCAUAAAAUUGAAACCUGACUCCAGCGGUUCUAGCAAACCUUCUAUUAGUCAUAUCAUUUUUGAAGGUCCUGAGAGCCAAGAACAGCCAAAGUUUCAUAAUACAAAUUCGAAGAUUAUACGCUCUGUUCAUAGCCCUCCAAGGAUUCCACCUUGCACCCCUUCUGUAAGCCUCUUUACACAUUUAGGAGAAAGCAAGACCGAACAACCUGUCGAAGAUACAGAUGAUAGUGUCCCGAGGAAACCGUUUUUAUCAGGACCCCUUUACUCCGGUAAAAAUCGUGGAACACAUUCAUUUUCGCUUCAACAUUUGGAGUUACCGAAUAUAUCAGCGGAUCAGAAAAGGCGUGCAUUGGGACUGGGCACAAAAUUCGAGGAGUUCACGUAUCCAAAACCUCAAUCUGAACAAAGACAGAGGAAUUUCUCCUUCCUAAAUGCGCUACCGGUAGUUAAAGGAACCGGUAUGCUUUUCAAUUUUAAUGAAAUGAAAGAAAACAUUGGACUUGAAAUACCGCCACUUGGACCAAGGUCUAUGACGCUUGGUAGCAUCUUGUUGCCGUCCGAAAAACUAGAUAAGCAAUCUAUGUGUCAGAAAUAUAUAGCAGGCGACAGUAUGGCAACAGCCAAAAGAGUUAAGAAAACUGGGACACCUAUGUCCUUACCUAAAAUUGACAUAGUAUCAAAUGUAUAUGAUGAUAUGAUUAUAAAGAUGAUUAAAGAGUAUUUACAAGACACGGAGACGCCUUCCCGCCAGUCUCAAUUAGCCAAGGAAUUGCUCGUUCACUUACAGAAGCACAAUGAACACAUGAAAGAACUGAACGUUCCGAAUCUUAACAAGAAACAAAAACAGAAGGUCACGAAAGAAGACAUUUUGAAAAGUCAUUCAAAGACUCAACAACUCAUUAAUGACAUGAACUUUGUUGCUCCUCCAAAUUCUGCUGAAGACUUUGAGGCCAAGGUUAUGACACCAUUGGCAAAAACUAGAGAAAUUGCCAAUUCUGGAAUGUUAGAAGAACGUGAAGAAACAGGUGUUGAUAGACAACUUUUAAAGAGUGCUGAUAAUCCAAGAAGUAUACCUUUUGUGCAAAUAACAUUUAAAGAUAGGGCUCUAGAAAAUGAUAGCCCGGGCUAUCUUCUUGCUAAGGAGGAUUCAACGCUUUCAAACUCGAAAGAACAAACUAAAGAAAAGAAAUCAAAUGAACGACCUAUUUUAAGCGCUGUUACGCCCGUAUCUUUCCAGAUGGCGCCACCUGGACUUAGUAAGGAGGACAGUUUCAUCACAGCUCAAGCUUCGUACAAAACACAAUUACUAGCGAAGACAUGAGUAGAAAAGGCAAAUCUACUGAUUACUGAUAAAAAUGUUUUUCAAAACUUUGUACUUUUCUACCGCUGGUUGAUAGUUUUAUGAAUUUAAAUUCAUUCAAAGAAUAUAUUCCUUCGUCCGUGUUUAUCAGCAGUUUUGCUUGUGUUAUCAUAAAUAAGAGUGCAGACUUCCGAUUGGUCGCCAUUCUGUGGAUGCAACAAAGCGCAAAAUGGCCCAUGGGCCACCUAUGGCAUAAAAUGGCGCCAAAAUAAUGGUGAUACUUUUUGUUAUUCAUAGUGACAUAUGCAUAGUGCCUAUUACAAAUGUUUAACGUCACACGAUUUCCAUAUGUUCGCUACUUGUACAAUCUCUUGAUUUGUUUGUUUGUUUGUUUCAUUUUACGCCUUUCCCAACAGUAUUUCAGUCAUAUAGGCGGGUAGUUUCCUAACCAUCGUUCCUGGAGAGUUACACCAGUACUAGACUACCUUCCUCCACGCUAAACUACCAAAGCAUCUCCCGGGGAUCUCUUGACUUAAUUGUUAUUGUUAUACUCAUAUUGAUAUGUAAUCAUUUACAAGUAGGCCUAUAUUCACGUGAAAAGGAAACUUUUUUUGUCAUAAAAAUAAAUGUUGAGUCACUAUAUCACCUAUAAUUUGACUGUUAUUUAUUAGUUAAAGGUAUAUCGCUCGAGAUAUGUUGUUGUUAAGUUAUAUAUUCAUGUAUAUCAGCUCUUAUUAUCGUCAAAUAUAUAUUU
Ruditapes philippinarum (Manila clam) is the source of this 2902-nucleotide messenger RNA. RefSeq lists its product as uncharacterized. NCBI's taxonomy places the organism in Eukaryota, Metazoa, Mollusca, Bivalvia, Venerida, Veneridae. The transcript is spliced from 2 exons. The record is from RefSeq and is a predicted model, not a curated record. The coding region runs from base 205 to 2169 and encodes 654 amino acids.